CUCCCAUCUGAAAAUCCAUCGAGAUUACUUUUCAAGUCCCAAUAGCCCAACUAUCAGCAAUCCUACGUAUCAAUAAACUUCACCCCAGAUAACAAGCGGCUCAACCGAAAAUGUCAAACCCAGAAGUUAGCAAGCAGCAAGCCCUGAGGGCUCUUGAGACGACAAUUUUCGUGCUUGGUCAGGCGAUAGAAUCAUGUUGCAUAGCCGAAAGUGCUCCGGAUAUCCCUAAAGCCUUCUCGAUAGUGGCAAAGCAUCUCCCAAUUGUAGAGCAAGUUUUCAGCUCAGCACGAAAUCACUUAAAGUCAAGCAAGGAGGAAACAGAACAACUGAAAGAGUUAUACCCGGUCGUAAAGCAUGUCUCAGACGAGGGCUGUGGACAAUUACGAUCCAUUGAGAAUCUUUUUGACACAGUUACACAAGAUGGAGAGAAGAUGAAGCGCUAUGCCUCGGCGGUCAAGAGUGGCGAUGGGAAGAAAGUCGAGACGAUCAUGGUAGAGCUACUCACCAACGCAAGUCUCGUGGCAGUGGAUCCUCUCGUAAGCCAAGACAACAUCGAGACUUUGCAGCGGGCCCUAGAAGAAGUGAAGAAACUCCCCCCUUCCCUGGAGGAAGAUCGCAGCGCUGGAGUGGUAUUGAACAAUAGCGGAUCGGGCAAUCAGUUUUAUCACGGUGGAAGAGGGAAUCAAAAUCAUUGCUCAGGCGGAUUUCAGGUGAAUGGGGAUAAUCAGAACGCCAGCCGGGCUAGUUCAGUAUGCAUCAUCUUCCAGCAUCCCAAAGGCGAAUGGAUCACAACCAGUGUCCUGAAUCGCGGAACUCCCAUUUGGUAUAGAGACCAUUUUCAUCCUCUCGAGCCCCUGCCUCAAUCGAUGCAUGUGUACCAUUUUGAUGAGUCCUGCGAUGAUUCGACUCCAAUACGGCUACUGGUCGGUUACUCUGCGUAUACGCUGGAGCCAGUUCUUGCGAGCGCGGAUGCUACACGUCUCGACAUGUACUCGGAUGUCGAUGAUCUUUCUAGGUUGGAACUCGAAGUUCCCUCUGAAGGGAAUCUCUCCCCAUCUGAGGUCAUUCUCCACCAUGCUCUUACUGUACCCGGAAAUCUUCGCGCGGUGAAACACCUUUUGAUUGAGGAGGCCUGGGAGCAGGCGUUUGCUGAUGGAGAUAUCACUGUCGAGUACGCGUAG
Fusarium oxysporum Fo47 is the source of this 1181-nucleotide messenger RNA. RefSeq lists its product as uncharacterized. Bases 111 to 1181 code for a protein of 356 amino acids. NCBI's taxonomy places the organism in Eukaryota, Fungi, Ascomycota, Sordariomycetes, Hypocreales, Nectriaceae. The transcript has 2 exons. The record is from RefSeq and is a predicted model, not a curated record.